Molecule: messenger RNA, 1800 nt
Organism: Saccostrea echinata
Lineage: Eukaryota; Metazoa; Mollusca; Bivalvia; Ostreida; Ostreidae
Product: perilipin-2-like
Exons: 9
Coding region: 34-1359 (441 amino acids)
Biological process (GO): positive regulation of triglyceride storage; lipid storage
Cellular component (GO): lipid droplet; cytosol
Molecular function (GO): transcription corepressor activity
Source: RefSeq, a predicted model, not a curated record
AAAGGUAGAUAUAUCCAUCUUUUUGACAGUUUCAUGUACAGGAGGAGUAUAAUGGAACCAGAAAGAGACCAGGAGCAGUUCGUCAGCCGUUUGGCCAGUCUUCCAGUGGUCAGUACUGCGGUCACUCAAACAUGCAAUCUGUAUCAACGAACCAAGGAAAGCAACCAGCUCUUUCGUGCAUCGCUGAAUCUGGCUGAAUCCAGCAUCAAAACCGUGGCUGAGACUUCGAAACCAUACCUGGAGAAAUACCAACCCCAGCUGGAUGCCGUGAACAAGAUUGCAUGUGACCAGUUAGAGAAACUGGAAGAGAGAUACCCAGCUAUUACCAAACCUACUGACGAGCUGGUUAAUGAUGGAAAGGAGGCAUGCCAGGCCGUCCUUAAGCCGGCCAUCGACAGAGUGAAUGCAGUAAAGCAGUAUGGCUCUGAAAAGUACAACCAAGGAAAGGAACAGGUAGAUAAAGUAAUGCAGUUUGGACAGAGUACAGUACAAUCUGUGAAGGAUAUGGGGAUGACAGUGGUGUCCAAGUCGAUGGAGACUACAUAUGGUCAGUUUGUGGCAGAGAAAAUGAAUGAUGCCCUCACUGUCUCUGAGGACUACAUCAACAAAUACCUGCCACCAGAGGAGGAGGAAGAGAAAGAAAAUGAGACCGAGAAGGAGGAAGUGGAAAUGGAUGAAUAUCCGCAGGACCCAGUGUCCAGAGCCCAAACUCUGACCACCAAAGUCCGCAGACGAAUGUACAAACGAGCGGUCAAGGAAUUCAAAGGGAUACAGCUCCGUAGCAAGGAAAACCUCCAGAAACUCAACUUCACUGUUGACCUGAUUCAGUAUGCAAAAACAAAUAUGGACUCAGCUAAGGAAAAGUUGGGGGAAACAGUUGAAGCUACACAGAACAAAAUCUCCAGCACCUGGUCAGAAAUCAAGGCAGAGAACCCUGACUUACCUGAUACUGUAGAGGGUAGAACAAUCGCAGUCGCACGUCAUGUGAGCCAGCAACUACAACAAAGCAUCACAAGAGUUACCUCCCUGUUACCAGACUCCCUCCAACCUAAAGCUGUACAAGAAAGAUUACACGAUGCCAAGGCUUUUACAGAAGAAUUAUACCAGUCAUUUCAAAAAGUUGAGAGAUAUGAAGAUGUUCCAGCUUGGGUUUUGACUCAGACCAAGGAGAGGGUGGCCUAUUUACAGGAAACUCUCAGUUUCCUGACAGAGAAGCUUCUAACAGGCCCUCUUAACUGGCUGUCGAUGGAUUUAGAGAUUGAGGACCUGAACCUUGAGGAUCCAGAAUAUCAUCCGGAUUGUAAUGGUCACGUGCCCAAUCUGUCUACUGACAACAAUGGCCGAUUUGUUAUGAAUUGAUCAAUAUUUUAUAUGUAAAGCAAAAACUCAUCCCUCUCUACUUACAUUCAUCGCUUUUGUUUUGUUUUUUCCGAACUUCUUAUUUAUUUUAAAUGUAAUUUUUUGGGACAAUAUUAAAAAAUGAAGUACUGAAGCUAAACUCACUGUUAAUGUGCAUACUCUGAAAAUCUGCAUGAAUGGAACACAAUACGUAUUAAUGAUAAUAAACUUCAGCUUUAUAAAACAUAAAAUUAUUUAACAGGAAACUCAGGAUGAAUCUGAAAUCCUUAUAAUUUUGUAUAUAUCAUCAGUCAUCUGAGGAAAGAAGGUAAAUAGUAUAAUAUAUACUGUAUUUGUGAUAUUUUGUGGAAAGUUGGAUCCAACAUUUUGUUUGACCUGUGUGAGACAAAGCUUUAUUCACUUUGUAAAUUCAUGUAUAAAUAAAAAUGAUAUGUACUGAAA